AUGUUCUGGCAGUUUGGGAAGCCUUAUGUAGUGCAUGUUUGUGUUACCAGACCCAGACCUGAUAUCUGUUUUGCUGUUGGCAUGGUUAGCAGAUUUCAAUCUAAUCCUGGGCGAGAACACUGGACUGCAGUCAAGCAUAUUAUCAAGUACUUGAAAAGGACUAGGGAUUAUAGGUUAGUUUAUCAAUCUGACGAUCUUGUACCCAUUGGGUAUACAGAUUCGGAUUUUCAGACUGAUAAGGACUCUCGGAAGUCAACCUCUGGUAAUGCUUUUGUCUUGGGAGGUGGAGCCAUAAGUUGGAGGAGUAUUAAGCAAACUUGUGUUGCUGACUCCACCAUGGAAGUUGAAUAUGUGGCAGCUUCUGAAGCUGCAAAGGAAGCUGUAUGGCUUAGGAACUUCCUUAUGGAUCUAGGCGUAGUUUCUUCAGUGCAAUUGCUUCAGUGCAAUUGCCUAUUACAACUUUAA
Molecule: messenger RNA, 465 nt
Organism: Jatropha curcas
Lineage: Eukaryota; Viridiplantae; Streptophyta; Magnoliopsida; Malpighiales; Euphorbiaceae
Source: RefSeq, a predicted model, not a curated record